Messenger RNA from Oldenlandia corymbosa var. corymbosa, 1554 nucleotides. The record is from the annotation of a GenBank genome assembly. NCBI's taxonomy places the organism in Eukaryota, Viridiplantae, Streptophyta, Magnoliopsida, Gentianales, Rubiaceae.
AUGUCACUCCCAAAACUCCUCCAAAACCUCAGAACUGUAAAAAGAUGCUCCUUUCCAAACCCUUUGUCCAUAAACCCCAAAACCAAAAUUGCAGAAACCAUCAUUUCCACCAUUUUGAUCUCUUCUUCAUCGGAUGUCCAAACCCCGGCAUUCAUCAGCAGCACCACAACCCUCCUCUCCAAGCUUACCCCCAAUUUAGUCCACCUCAUUCUCACUGACCCUCGUAUUGCAUCCCCCAAAUGUCUCGAUUUCUUGUAUUUCCUCAUAAAGCACCAAUCUUUACUGUCUUUCCAGCUAAAUUUUCAGACCCAUUUGACCCUUUUGAGCAGGCUUGUGAAAUCAAGAAAAUAUGAUGAUGCUGAGAAUCUUUUGGGGGUGCUUUUGGUCCAUGACAGUGUAAGGUGUCCGUUUUCAGUCAUUUGUUUAUUCUUUCAUGAUGAUUAUGCUAAACCUUAUGUUCGUGCCAAAGUUUUUAACUUGAUGAUUAAAGUGUUUUCGGAUAUUGGGGAGUUUGAUAGAGCUUUGGAGAUUUUUGAUUAUAUGAAUAGCAACGGUAUCGAGAUUAAUGAGAGAACUUGCACCAUUUGCUUGGUGGAACUUAUGAAAUGCGAUCGAUUUGAUUUAGGAAUUGAGUUUUUCUAUCGAAUUGUCGAUUCCAGUGUUAAGGUUUCAGUGUUUUCAUUGACUGUGGUGGUUGAUGGUUUGUGUAAGAUGGGUUGGAUUAAAAGGGCUAGAGAAUUAGUGGAGGAAAUGGCUGGGUUUGGAGUCAGGCCUAAUAUUAUUACAUGUAACACUUUGGUGGAUGCUUGUACCAAGAGGUGGAACUUCGAUGAAUUGGAUAAGACCUUGGUGUUAAUGAGAAGAGAAGGUGUUGACUUCAGUGUUGAGACCUAUAAAUUUUUGAUAGAUGGAUUUUCAAGUUCAGGAAGAAUUGAAGAUUCUGAGAAAAUGAUUGCUGAGAUGCUUGAUAAGGGAUUCAAAGUGGACGCCUACACAUGCAAUUUGAUUAUGAAUGGCUAUUGUCGAUUAGGUAAUGUCGAACAGGCCUUUGCAUUCUUCUGUAUUAUGAAGAAUAGAGGUAUUUGUCCAAAUUCUGAUUCGUAUGGAAUUUUGAUGAGUGGCUUGAGCAAGUUUGGGAAAAUGGAUGCUGUGAAACAACUCGUUGCUGAAAUGCAGAGUGCUGAAUGUGAAAUUGACGUUGGCUCGUCUGAUAUUUUGAUUAAUGCAUACUGCAAGCAAGGAAAGGUAGUUGAAGCUUUUGCUUUCCUAAAUCUAAUGGAGAAGAAAGGUGUCGAAACUGAUUUUUCUGUAUAUGAGAUGGUGCUGAGUGGCCUUUGUAAGUCAGGUCAAACUGAAGAAUCAAAGUUACUAUUUAGCAAAUUGGUAAAAAGAGGAUUGGCAUCGCAGUUGUCAAGAUCCAUUUCAUUGGCUGAGACGCUGUCAUCACGAAAUCUUGAUCCUCAUGUUGAAAUUUCAACAGAUAAAGAUACAGAAACCAAACCUAGUACUGAUUUAUACACUGAUCUCAUAAACAUCUUACGAUAUGGGAAAUAA